This is a messenger RNA of Emys orbicularis (European pond turtle), 2523 nucleotides long. It is a transcript of the gene PROM2, whose product is annotated as prominin 2. The transcript has 23 exons. Gene Ontology annotation, cellular component: microvillus; cell surface; prominosome. The coding region runs from base 1 to 2523 and encodes 840 amino acids. The record is from RefSeq and is a predicted model, not a curated record. Lineage: Eukaryota; Metazoa; Chordata; Testudines; Emydidae. Gene Ontology annotation, molecular function: cholesterol binding.
AUGCAGGCCCCUCAGCCCAGAGGCGUCCGGGGCUCAGCCUCUGCUCUGCCUCUGCACGUGUCUCUGGCCUUAGCCUGGGUUCUCCUGGAUCCAGUUCGCUCCCAGCAAUGUCCACCUGGAAACCCCCUCCUCGUCCACCAGUUCAUGGAGAUAGGCGCUGACCAGCGGGUCCCCGCCCAGCACCGGGUCCCGAGCUCACUGGAUCCGCUCUACGGCAUCGUCCGGCGCUACCUGGAUGUGGUCCAGCAGAACCCCUUCCCCACAGAGCUGCUCCGGGUGGCCCUGAACGAGCCGUCGUCAGUCAGAAGCUCUCAGGUGGUGCGCUACCAGGCUGGCUAUGUCGUCUGUGCCAUGAUUGCUGUGCUCUUCUUCGUGGCGGUGCCGGCGACUGGUCUGUGCUUCUGCUGCUGCCGGCGCCGCCGGCGCUGUGGGGGGCGCAUCAAGGCCGACCGCCGCUCCCUCACCUGCCAGCGCAACUUCCUCACAUUCUGCCUCUCCCUCACCACCGCCAUCCUCCUGGCCGGCGUUAUCUGUGCUUUCAUUGCCAACCAGCGGGUGAAGGAGCAGAUGGAGCCCGGGGCCCGUGCCGUGCCAGCCACUCUACACACUUUGAGGAAGAAUAUUGGCAGCAUCCCACAGGGGGUGCAGUCUGUUGUGGAGCAGUUUGCAGUGCCCAGACAGCAAAUAAUCGGUGACCUGAACAAUGUCAGCCGCGGCAUCGGCCUCACCAUCCAUUCGCUGCUGAAGGAGCAGGUGUAUUCAGUGCUGGAGGCCAUUCAGGGCAGAGCACAAGACCUACAGAACUCGCUGAACCAUUUACAGAUUCUCAACAAGACCGUGCGGACUCUGACCCAUUUCCAGGACGAGCUGAGCCUGGCGCUUAGAGAUCGCAAGGAGAGCGCAGUCUCCCUGCUGGACAGUCCGCGCUGCACAUCCUGUGCCCGGGCACUGGGCAAAGCCCAGAGCUUGGAGCCGGGAGCUGACUACAGCAGGGUUCCUUCGGUGGAACAAGUUUUGAAGACACUGUCUGGUCUCCCCAAAGCUAACUUCCCAGACUUGAUUGACCAGGGCAACAGCACCUUCAACUCGAUGCCAGACCUAGCCGUUGCAAAGAUGGCCCAGGUUGUGCAGGACCUAAAGGACGAAGUGAACAAGAUCAAUGAGAAGGUCCAGUCUAUUGCAGACAGCUUCCCAGUCUCUGAUUACACUCAGCCCUUGAAUGAUGCCCUGAUGCAGGCGGAGAACAAGAGCCGCCCUUACCUCCAGGAGGUGAAACACUAUGAGAAAUACAGGUGGAUUGUGGGCAUUGUGCUGUGCUCCGUGGUCCUGCUGGUUGUAGCCUGUAACCUCCUGGGGCUGUCCCUUGGGGCCUGUGGGCUUGCCAUGCGGGAGGAUCCGAGCGACUACGAAAGCAGAGGAGAAGCUGGGGCCAAAUUCCUUUUGGUGGGCGUUGGCUUUAGCUUCCUCUUCUCCUGGCUCCUGAUUCUCUUGGUCUUUGCCACCUUUCUGGUUGGGGGCAAUGUCCAGACGCUGGUGUGUAAGAGCUGGGCCAAUCAGGAGAUUUACAAGUUUAUCGACACUCCUGGGAACCUGCCUCCAUCCAUGAACCUCACCCAGCUACUCAGCCUGAAGAGGAACCUCAACCUAACCUCUGCUUACCAGGAGUGCAAGAAGGGUGCAGGCCUCUGGGACGUUCUGCAGCUCAGAGAUGCCUACAAUCUUGAGGAUCACCUCCACCUCAGCCAGUACACCAGAGACUUCCAGAAGCGCCUCGACAACUUCAAUCUCCACUUUGAAGAAAUCCACUUCCUUGACGGGGCUGGGAGACGGGACCUGGAGACCUUCCGGCAGAGCGGGAUCGACCAGCUGGAUUACCCCACAUUCCAGGCCGAGAUGCAGAACCCUGUGGUGAGGACGAGCCUGGAAGAUCUAGCCAGGGAUCUCGAGGGACUCCGAAAAAUUCAGAACAACAUCACAAUAGCAGGACGGCUGGCCAAUGAGUCCCAGGCCCUGUGGAAAAUCCAGAAUGCCACCGUGCUCACCCAGGAGGCCCUUGUGGUGAAGCUGAAUGAGAGCGUGCAGUUCUUAUCUGCCAUGGCACCCCACCUCCAGCCCCUCUUGAAACGGACGAUGGCCGAGAUCGCCCUAGUCGAGACCAUGCUCCCGGUGCAGGCACAGCGGCUCCUGAGACACGAGAUCGGCUGCUUCACAAGGAAAGAACUGGGCUAUUUCUCGCAGUACCUGAACUGGGUGAGACGCACGAUGACUGAGGAUGUGGCUUCCUGCCAGCCCCUCGCCACGGCGCUGGAUAACGGCCGGGUGAUCCUGUGCGACCGCAUUGCUGAGCCCUGGAACGCCUUCUGGUUCAGCCUGGGCUGCUGCACCUUCCUCCUCAUCCCCAGCAUCAUCUUCGCCAUCAAACUUACCAAGCACUUCCGCCCCAUCAGGAACCGGCUAAUCUCUACUGCCUCAGAGGAGACCUAUCCUUUCCACAUCCCCCGCGUUACAGCUCUCAAGCUAUAG